GGGUGUACACAUUUCAUUUUUUCGCAAAUAAAAAUUUGCCUCAGGAGUGAUGUUUUGCUUUAGCGGAUUACCCGUCUGGUGGCUACCGUAGAUAAUCGCUUACCGUCCAUCAUCAAUGAUGUUAAAGUCAUCAUAGUUUGUCUGUAGUGCUGAUUAAAUCAUUAUUUCAAGUGGUUUAGUGAUGGAGAGGUUUGAGGGGUAUGUUUUUACUGCUCUCUGUAGCACAAACUUUCUAAUUUCCUGUCUUCUGUUCUCAAAAAUUACACGGGAGCAAAGAGAACCAUACAUGGACGAAAUUUUUCACGUACCACAAGCCCAGAAAUACUGUGAUGGGAAAUUCAGCGAGUGGGACCCCAUGAUCACCACACUACCUGGCCUAUACUUGGUGUCCGUUGGAGUCAUUAAACCAUUGAUGUGGUUGGCUGGGUGGACGGGGAAGGUGGUAUGCUCCACCGGAAUGUUGCGUUUCAUAAAUUUGCUCUUUAACUGCGGAAACCUCUAUCUGCUGUAUCUUAUCAUAUAUAAACUCCAUCUCAAAGAUAAGGCUCGAGCUGCAAUGCGCCGAGUGCUGUCCGCAUUGUGUCUGUCCACCUUCCCUGUGCUCUACUUCUUCACAUUUCUGUACUACACGGAUGCUGGGUCCACCUUUUUCGUCCUCUUCGCGUACCUGAUGUCCCUGUACGGGAGCCAUAAAGUGGCUGGCCUUCUUGGUUGCUGCGCCAUCCUCUUCCGCCAGACCAACAUCAUCUGGGUGGCAUUCUGUGCCGGCACCGUGGUCACCCAGAAGCUGGACGAGAGCUGGAAGACGGAGCAGUCCAAGAAAAAAGAGGAAAAAUGUCCCUCCCAAGUCCCUUUCUCAUUGGCUGGGGUUGGGAAGGUGACGCGCUUCCUGUUUGAAUACGCCACCACCCCAAGCAGCAUUAAGUCCGUGCUCCUGGUGGCCUGGCCUUACGUUGUCGUGGCGGCGGGCUUCGUAGCGUUCAUGGUGCUGAAUGGUGGGAUCGUAGUGGGGGAUCGGACCAGCCACGAGGCCUGUCUGAACUUUCCUCAGCUCUUUUAUUUUUUCUCCUUUACGCUGCUCUUCUCGCUCCCCGCCUGGCUCUCCUACCGCAGGGCCGUAAGUUUUUUACAUUCCCUGAGAAAGCAGCCGUUGCUCUACCUUCUGCUCACCGUCGUCUCCUUGAUCCUGGUGUGGAAGUUCACCUUCGUUCACAAGUACCUGCUUGCCGACAACAGGCACUACCCUUUCUAUGUGUGGAGGAAGGUGUUCCAGAAGCACCAGCUGGUUCCCUUCCUCGUGGUGCCAGGGUACGUCUUUGCCAUGUGGAACUUCAUGGAAUCCUUAAAGUCCAAGUCUCUGUUUUGGAACCUGGCACUUUUGGUUUGUCUGACUGCUGCCACGGUUCCACAGAAGCUUCUGGAAUUCCGCUACUUCAUCCUGCCCUACCUGCUGUACCGUGUCCACAUCCCUCUGCCCUCCACACCUCGGCUGCUGGCGGAGUUCGGUCUGUACACCCUGGUCAACGCUGCUACGCUUUAUAUUUUCAUUAGCAAGACAUUUCAUUGGCCUGACAGCACAGAUGUGCAGAGGUUUAUGUGGUGACUUUGAACUCCAUGAUGGGUGAAAAUGAGCAGUUCCUAGCUAAUUUUCUACUGGUUGAACUUUCAGUUUGGUUCGGGGGGUUCUAUUACUAAAGAUUUCAGAAAUCUUGAGAGCUGCACAUCUAUUUUCUUAUACUGCUCAAUAAUUGAGAAAACCAAAAUGAGGCAAAGCCAUAUGAUAAGCAGGAAAAAGAAAAUUUUAUAUGGUAUAUAACUUAAUGGGAAUAACGUUAUUCCUGAUACUUAUCUGUCAUCUUUUUAUGUUGUGAUAAAUUAAGACAAGGGUGUUACUGUGGAUAUUUUAGAUAAAACUUUGCGCUGUCCUCUUACCAAUGAGGAAAAUCCAUGUGAGUAUGUUAAAUUUCCUACUCUUAUUGAAAUCAAUAAAAGGGACUGGAUUUGAUACUCCAAUGGUAAAACAGACAAUCUAUAAUAUGUUAAUUGUCAUAGCAUUGACAUCAUUUGGGCUGUAUCAUUAAUAACAUUGACUGUAAACUUUUUUUAUCCUGAUUUGUCCUUUGCUGUCUUGUGCUUGCUUUGUUUUUUUCCGUUUUAUUUCUCAUUUCUUUGACACUGAUUUAGAACUCGUCACUCUCCUGGAACAACCUGGUUGUGUUACUUCCGCAUUAUGGAUGCAUGAACAGUGAUUCAAUAUGAAUGAGUGAAAUGAAUGUCGCUCAGUACAGGUGUAUAGAUUAUGUUCAGUAGAGAUUAGUUACAGGAGUAAUAAUUGUGCUGUUAGACUGAUUGUUUAUUUUAAGUUAAAUAUUUUUGUGAUUUUGUGUCUCAGCAUAGUUGUGCAAUCUGCUGUACAGUAGCCCGUAUGAUUCAUUCCAGUACUACUGUGUUUUAUGGGCAGAAGCCAUGUGAUUUAUGCAUUAAAAUUAUCCCUGUGGUGCCAGCAUACCAUUAGUAACGAUUAUUGUGUAUUUGACUUUACAGUUUGCUUUUUGUUUUACUUUCAAGCCCAUUGAAUGAUAAUGUUGGAAAUCUGUUUACUGUGUAUGUGUAAUGUUGAUAAUAAACAGAAAACAGGAUGACUGUUUGAAGUGGA
Anguilla anguilla (European eel) is the source of this 2656-nucleotide messenger RNA. RefSeq names its product ALG10 alpha-1,2-mannosyltransferase (gene alg10). The record is from RefSeq and is a predicted model, not a curated record. Bases 182 to 1603 code for a protein of 473 amino acids. Gene Ontology annotation, cellular component: endoplasmic reticulum. Gene Ontology annotation, molecular function: dolichyl pyrophosphate Glc2Man9GlcNAc2 alpha-1,2-glucosyltransferase activity. Gene Ontology annotation, biological process: protein N-linked glycosylation; dolichol-linked oligosaccharide biosynthetic process. Lineage: Eukaryota; Metazoa; Chordata; Actinopteri; Anguilliformes; Anguillidae. The transcript is spliced from 3 exons.